Messenger RNA from Agrilus planipennis (emerald ash borer), 4502 nucleotides. Its product is annotated as triple functional domain protein-like. Bases 68 to 2485 code for a protein of 805 amino acids. Gene Ontology annotation, molecular function: guanyl-nucleotide exchange factor activity. The transcript is spliced from 5 exons. The record is from RefSeq and is a predicted model, not a curated record. NCBI's taxonomy places the organism in Eukaryota, Metazoa, Arthropoda, Insecta, Coleoptera, Buprestidae.
UACACCUUUGUUUGUAAUACCUUUACGAUAAUAAUUCGCGAACUGUGUUUUAGUGGCAAAUUCUGUGAUGUUUCAGGCGAGUGCAAAAACAAACGAAGAUUCACCUCAAACAACAUCAAGUAACGAAAAACAACAUGAUAAAUUGGUGAGAACACGAAUAGUUAUAUACGAAAGAGUUGGUCCCGUUAGUGGAAAUCAAGAUGAGACACUCCAAUCAAGCAAAUGUGAUUCAAAAGAUUCAAGGUCAGAAGGAAGCACAAUGUCGAAUUUUACUAAUAAUGACAAUGCGCCAGCUUCACAAUCCUUAAAUGAAAAUUGUAGCCAUUAUAGUAACGGUAAAAAUAUAUGCAAUGCAAAUCAAACAACUGAUAAAAUAAAAAAGGAUAGUCAUAAUUAUAAAAGGAGAGGAGAAACUUCAAGUUACCAAACCAACGAUAAAAAUAAAGCCAGUUUUGAAAACACUAAGUACGCAAGUAUUAGAAAUCAGUUAAAAAUAACAAAUCGAUUUUCAAAUUCAAAUUUAGAUAUUCCAAGCACGAGUAAUAUAGAUGAAGCUAAAGAAAAGCGAAAAAAAGUUACUUCAGAUUAUGUGGGACGUAUGUUGAGACAGUUUGAACAAAAAAUUGAAGAAAAUAGUAAACCAACGAAGAAAACUAUAGAGCGACAUACCGUCCUCAGCGGAAACAACGCGUGGAAAUCAAAGAAUGAUUCUAACGUUAAGGCAUUUGAAUCCGUAGACAAUAAAUUAUAUACAAACAAUGAAGAAACAGUUAACAACAAUGACAAGACAGAGGCGCUUAGAAAGAAUAUCGUCGCUGAUAUUUCUAAAACAUUCCAAACAGGUCACUCUUACGAAAAUGAAAUUAAUAACAACUACAGCGAAGAGGAAUUUGAUAGAAUCGAAAGCACAUUUCAUGAAAUGGAAAAUACAAUUCUUGAAAUGCAAGCAGCUCAUCGCAUUCAACAUAAACAACAGGGAACGCAUUGUACUUUAACAAGUAAGAAUAAUACUAAGCAUAAACCUACAAAAAAAGAUUCGUCGUCGUUCCGGGAAGAUUUCCAACUUGACAAAAGAAAAAAUGAUGAAAAGGAUAGGGAUUCACUAUCAGAAGACAUGUACUAUGUCAUUGUAGACGAAACUUAUCAAGAUAGAGACGAAGAAUUCGGCAAAAGUAACUUCGAAAGUCUAGAAGACAUAAAUUUUGUGGAGGCUUACAAUAGACGUGGUUCAGAACUAAUACUGACGCAAGUGGGGCAAAUUCUACGUCGCAGUAUAUCACAGGAUCGAAGCAGUAGUACCUUAAAUUUCUUACACAAGCAAUUUCCAGAAGAAACUUUGGAUAGAGAGAAUGAAAACGAAAAAUUUAAUCAAACCACUUCGGAAACGGAAUACCCACCAGGUGAGGUUAAAGUCCAUAGCGGCCUGGAAACUGCAAAUUACUUUUCUGGGCGCGAUGUCAUUAAUAGUAAAAAGAACGGAAGUGAAACCACCGACAGUGAAGUGUCUUCAAACAGAUCAACUUUAUAUUCCGUUUCUGAGUACAACGACGAGGAUUUUUCAGACGUUGAUGUACGGGAAAAGGUUGUUACUUUCGACCAGGGAAUCAGGAGAGAAACCUAUUACAAUAGUCAGAAGAAUCCCGUCAUAGAGAAAAUUUGUAAUUUGGAAUCCUGUCACAUGAACCAUGGAGAAUCGCACUACGAUAUUAACUCCUUAGGAAGAGAAAGGAAGAAGUCAAAAGAAAAACGCAAGAUAGAUUACCUAGCAGAGGAAUUGCUGUACAGUGAGAAAAAGUACAUAUCAGACCUUGAGAAAAUUAUUACGGACUAUGUACCAUUUUUGAUAAACGAAGAAACUAUCCCGCAUCACCUAAUCGCAAAAGCUCACAUAGUAUUCGGAAACAUAAAAGCAAUUUACAGUAAAACUAAGGAUUUCUAUAAUGACCUAAAGGACUGCGCUGAAAUCCCUGAACUAAUAGCAGAUACGUUCUUGAAACAUGAAAAUCUUUUCCAAAUGUAUCCCAUUUAUUAUAAGAACAAGCCAAGAGCUGACUAUUAUUUAACAAAGGAAUUUAGGAGUGACAUCAUUGCCCGACAAAAACACCUCGGAGAUCGAUUAGGUUUGGCCAGCUAUUUGCUAACGCCUGUUCAGAGGCUUGGCAAAUACAUUCUUCUCCUAGAACAGAUACAAAAGGAGUUAACUCAGGAGGGCACUCCUUCUAACAAAAUUCAGAAGGCCAUCGAAAUGGUUAGGAAGCAAAUGUCUAGGGGAAACGAUUUCCUUGCCAUCGAUUCGAUCAAAGAGAGUCCCGUUAACCUCGCUCAACAAGGAAGCUUUAUUAUGCGGGAGAAGUUUAAUAUCAUCAAACCGAGAAAAUUCGAGGCGAUGCUUUUCCUCUUCGAAGAAAUUGUAGUCAUUACAUCACCUGAUACGGUAAGUACUUAUACGUAUGGAGAUAGCUCCUCACUCUUUAUAGCAUCCUAAUGGAAACGAAUAAAUACAAUUGUGACUUCUUCCAUUAAAAAAACAGAUAAAUAGUAAAGCUAAACGUAGCUUUAGCUUAAUAGGCGUAUGUGAUUUUAGUCGUUUUGUCAUUUAAUAUUGGACAUUUUCAAGAUACCAAAAAACAAACAAUUUAGGCCAAAGGGUACGUGUGUUAAAGAGUGAAGUAUCCAAGAUUUAAAAAAUAAUAUCUUCUCUUGUAACUGAAGCAACGUGUCCAAAUCUUUUAUAAUUUCUAGACGAUUCCGAAAAUGUUAGAGACAAACAAUCAAAAAUGAAAAGAAAAGUGUAUCCUAGGAUUGGCUCUCUUCAAAGCAUGCAUACAAGUACUUAUCAUUAGCACUACAUUACAUGUAUGUAUGCAUAUGUACGAUUGUAUUGCAUAAAAGAUAAUAGAGUAGGACAACAUCAAGUUUACCGUUAAGUUGUCAUAAAUCAAUCAAAGGCAAAUUAAGAAACAUUAUAGGUAAUUGCGAUAAAUUCAACUUCUUCACAAAUAAAUUGCAAACACUUCGUCUAAUUUUUACACGAGUUUCAGUUCUAAAUUAUUUCCUGAAAUGUUCUUACUCUUAAGCAAAACUGAAUCUACGUUCAUUCAUUUAAUAACCACGGCUGCUAGAUUAAAAUCAGAAUGAUAAUUAGAGAAAAAAUUUGAUGAUUUUAUAGAUAUAAGUAAUCUAGAUACAUAAAUCUGAAACAAAACUAAUAAAUCAAAGCAAAAUAUCAUCAAACGAUGUUAUUGAAGAUUCCAGUUUACCUCUAGGAGAAACCAAUCUCGUUGUAAAUUUAUAUUUUCCGAGUUUUUCUUUGCCCCGUUUGAAAAAACCGCACAAAAGCUGUUCGCCUAAAUAUCAUUUGCGUGUGUAAUGAAUACCAACAACGAAUCAACAAAAGGCUUCUAAAUUUGUGCUCCAAUACACGUUUAGAUGUCUAUUAAAAAUCCAUUUUAAAUUUCAAUAAAUCGAGAACCGAGACGACAACGACGGCAGCACGGCGCGGUAUAGUGGGCGAAAUUUAAUAAUCUGAAAUAAUGGCGAUUCAAUACAGCAAAAAUGAAAAUUACGAGGGAACGAAACCAAUCGUAACCUCCUUGGUAGGUACUUAAACGGAGAUGCGAUAAAUUACUAAGAUUACCACUCAUAACUUUCAAUAAAAGUAUUUAGCUGCCCAAUUUUUACAAGAUUUUUCGAUUUCCUCUUUUUCUCUUCUUGUACUUACCUAACUACAAAUAUCUGCUAACGAACUGAAUAAGAAUUGACACCUACUUCGUCGAGCUUUAUAAAAUAGGAUUAGCUAUUAGAUUAGUUUUUCAAAUGGAAAAUGCAGCCGUCUCUAAAUCAAUAAAAGAAACUUCUAUCUUGAUUAAGAGAAAACUAUCUGAAUUUUCCCGUUACCAUCUGAAUUUGCUGGUAACUUUUCAUUACAUCAAUUUGUUGAUUAGAAUAAUUCAUAUUAAUCUAAUUAAUAAACAACCAACGUGUUAGUAUUUAAACAGACGAUGAUAUAAAAGGGUACUUACACUUUUCAUAGAUAAAUGACUCUGUUCAUGCUACUGAAUUACUGCGGAAUAUAACAUAGAAAAUAAAAACAAAAUGCGUUUAGACAAUAAACUGUUUCUUUCACGAUUCUACUUAAAGACGACGUUAAACCUCAUGUAGUACUGGGUAGAUUGCUUUAUAGAACAACGAUAGAGAGAAAGUCAUAAAAUUGAAAGUAGAUUUUAUAAAGAUAUGUUACGGUAAUCAUCAUCAUCAUCUCAAGGUCGUCAGUCUUAAGACUGGUAGGACACGCACCUCCACUCUUUCCUAUGCUGAGUUAAGUAAUCUUCUCAUUUCCCUGAACUAGAAUGGUAAACGUGAUUAAUUCGCUGAUUGCGUAUAAUUGCCAAUUAUUAUAUACCGUCAGUAAAAGUCAGUAAAGCCAGUGCUACAGAUGGCGUUUACUGCGCCAUUUGUAGUAUUUUCUAAAACGCACUGUUAAGACAGCAGGUAAAAGUUGG